Messenger RNA from Ambispora leptoticha, 990 nucleotides. Lineage: Eukaryota; Fungi; Glomeromycota; Glomeromycetes; Archaeosporales; Ambisporaceae. The record is from the annotation of a GenBank genome assembly.
AUGACUGGGGAAGAGGAAGCUGAAAAAAUAACUUGUAUUGUCUGCGAUCUCUCAUUACUUUUGAUCCUUUUCUACCAACUUGUAGCGUAUGUGCGUCGUUACAAAGAAGACCGUCUUUUGCUAAAAUCUUUUAUUUGGUCGAAUUUUGCUCUGGAAUUUGCAUCAACAAUUUUUUUAAUACUCGCACUCUUUCGGGAUAAAGAAUGGACACUCGCCUUAAUGAUAACCAGCGGCCUAAUAACAUUACUGGCACAAGUUUUUCUUGGAUUCCAAGCAUAUCUUGCAUGCAAUAAUCAACGACUGCUAUUUUUAGUCGGAGUUUUUACGGUUGCGUGCUUGACUUUUAUGAGUGGAAUUGCGUGUGUCAUUGUUUCGGCAAACUCUACAGACGACUACAUCCCAACUUUGGUUUAUUUGUCAUUGUCUGCAGGAUUGGACUUUUUACUAGCUUCUGUGUUCGCUUAUGGAUUUUUUCAAGGCAAAGAAACAUUUGACCCACAAGCGUAUCGAGUAAUGCGCAUCCUCAUUGUCACCAUGAAUAUAUUAACUUUGAUGUCCGUUUUGGAAUUAAUUUUAUACGCCGUCUUCCACAAGAAUCUCAUAGCACAUGUCAUUUCAACAAAAGGCUAUUUUCUACUGAUUCUUUGGCCAAUUAAUCAUCGAGUUUCUUCCACGAUCAAUGAUAAACAAAAUUUAUGUGACGACUACAAACAGGGCAAGCAAAAAUCCUCUUCUAACAGCAAUUACAAAAACAAAAACCUCAGUAAAAAUUCAAUAGAAGUCGAACCAAAUAGAAUAAGUGAAAGCAGCGGGUAUGUGUAUGAACCCUCGCGACAAAAUCAAACGAUUAGUGCGCCGGCUUCUGUCUAUCAUUCAAGAUCGAAAUCAAGCGCGACGAGCACAAUGACAAUGACAUCGUCGCAUCGUCUUAGUCAAGUCAAUUUGGAAGCUUCCCAUGCUGGAUAUUGGGCAUCCUUGGAUGAUGAUUAG